Molecule: messenger RNA, 1872 nt
Organism: Aethina tumida (small hive beetle)
Lineage: Eukaryota; Metazoa; Arthropoda; Insecta; Coleoptera; Nitidulidae
Product: UDP-glycosyltransferase UGT5
Exons: 6
Coding region: 167-1603 (478 amino acids)
Molecular function (GO): UDP-glycosyltransferase activity
Source: RefSeq, a predicted model, not a curated record
UUAGAAAACGACCUUCUAAAAGACAUUGAAUUUCAAAAAUUAGACAGUAGUAAUAAAUUUUGAGUGUAGCAACCUUUAACCUGAUGUUAGAAAAUUACUAUUUUCUUAUUUUGAUUGGGCAAUUACUGUUGCAUGCAGACAGUGAUGAUUAAUUUUUAUUAUCUGCAUGAAAUCCCAUCAUAUCUGGAAUCUCGCAUUAACAAAAGGAUUAAUAGCCAAAGGACAUAAUGUUACACUGUUAGAACCUGGAGCAAAAGAAUCAGAAACAGAAUUGUACCAUCCAAUUGACUUAGAAGAGUUAGAAUUGGUCGUUGAAGAUAUCGCCGAAGUGGCUAAACAAAGUUUUAGUGAUAAAGUUGAAUUUUUCUUUUCUAUGGUUAAUAGUAUUUGCAAAGAUGUAUACCGAUCGAAUAAAAUUGAUGAAAUUAUCAGAAAUAAAAACAGAUAUAAGUUUGACAUGCUUAUCAUAGAUUUAACUAUAUUUCCGUGCAUGUUGCCCUUGAUUCAAGAAUUUGAUAAACUCCCUGUUGUAGGAGUUUCAGCAUUUCUGCUGCCGCCAGAAUUGUCGCAUAUUUUUGGAAAUAAUCUGUAUCCAGCUUAUCUUCCGCAUUAUUAUUUGACCGCUUCUGAUAAUAUGGACUUUUAUACUAGAUUACAAAACUUUUUAGUUACUUAUUACGUGGAAUAUAUAUAUGAAUCUAACAUACCCCAUUACGAGAAUAUGGCCCGGCAAAAGUUUGGAAAUCAUAUUCGUCCAUUUAAAGAAUUAUUGAAGAAAGUUUCCUUAUUAUUAAGUAACACAAACCCUAUUUUUGACUAUCCCCAACCUCUACCACCCACCAUAAUUCCUGUGGGCGGAUUACAUGCCAGACCAGGUAAAAAAUUACCCAAGGAUUUACAAGAACUGAUGGAUAAAAGUACAAACGGUGUAAUAGUAUUUUCUUUAGGGACUAAUAUUAAGUCUGAGAAACUUGAUGUUCAUAAAAGAAAAAUUAUUCUAGAUGCUUUUGCACAACUUAAUGAAAUAGUAAUCUGGAAAUUUGAGAAGGAAUUGCUUGAUCUACCAAAGAAUGUUUUUGUCCGAAAAUGGUUACCUCAAAAUGACGUUAUAGCACACCCAAAUGUAAAACUUUUUAUCGGCCACGGGGGAGCUCUGAGCACCCAGGAAGCUUUUUAUCACGGCGUACCAAUAAUAGGAAUACCAUUUUUUGUCGAUCAACACAUUAAUGUACAAACUUUUUCUGAGAGGAAAAGAGGCUUAAGGUUGGAUAUUAAUUCCAUAACGACAGAAAACUUGGUUGAAACUAUACGUGAAGCAAUCAACAAUCCACUAUAUCGAAGAAAUGUACAAGAUAUAUCUAGACGAUUCAAGGAUUUACCAACAACUUCUCUAGAUUCAGCAGUAUUUUGGAUAGAGUACGUUCUAAAACAUAAUGGAACAUCAUUUCUUGAUGUUAGAGCCCGUUCAAUGAAUUUUCUUCAGUAUACGUCUUUAGAUGUAAUAUUAUUUUUAAUUCUUUUGUCCCUUGGAGGAGUCCUUCUUUUAUAUUUGAUCUCCAAACACUUUUUAUUUAACCAUAAAUAUAAAGUGAAAAGAGAAUAAUAUAAAACGGAUCCUUGAAACUAAAUAAAUUUUAAAAAACAUGUAUCACAAAAUUAUUAUUGUAGAUUAUUUGUAUUAUUUUAUAAAUAAUAUAUCAACACAAUAAUAAUUAUUUAUGACCAAAAAAAAUUUAAGGAACUGUUACUACUAAAUUUAUGUUUAUACGAAAUUAUGAAAAAAUUUUAAAUGUAUGUACUAUUAUUAAUUAUAAUGUUAUAGGGAAUUUAAAAAAAAAUCAACCAUUAAAUUAAAAAUACGUUUUAAAGAAA